This is a messenger RNA of Engraulis encrasicolus (European anchovy), 1951 nucleotides long. Its product is annotated as integrin alpha-E-like. NCBI's taxonomy places the organism in Eukaryota, Metazoa, Chordata, Actinopteri, Clupeiformes, Engraulidae. The record is from RefSeq and is a predicted model, not a curated record. The transcript is spliced from 9 exons. The coding region runs from base 141 to 1181 and encodes 346 amino acids.
CUUGGAUUGCCUGUGCCUCCCAACACAUAAAUGCUUCUCUUCUCUUCAGAUCGUUCCAGGUGAUAUUUCCUGCCCACAUAACAUCAGAGUCUGAAGCCAAACUCUGUGCCACUGUACUGAGUCCCAACGAGACUCUGCUCAUGUCAGUCUAUCUGACAGAUGGAGAGGAGAAGACGCUUUUGCACCAGGAGACAUCUGACAAGGAAUUUCACCGCUGUUUCACUAUUCAGACCCCGUCGGUAAACAAGGACUCUGUGCUGACCAUGACGGUAGAGGUGAAAGGUCAGACUAGUCUCUGGACGCAACAGAGACUUGUUAAAGUCCGCCAGAGACCUGCUCCCGUCACUUUCAUCCAGACGGACAAGCCCAUCUAUAGCCCCGGCCAGACACUGAUUAAACAUGAUACAAUUUCAACCAUUGAACACAACAACAACAACAACAACAACAACAACAACAACAACAACAACAACAACAACAACCACAACAACAACAAACCAGACCAAGAAACAGAGAUUGCCUUUGUGCUGGAUGGCUCUGGUAGUAUUGAACCCAGCGACUUUGAUCUGGCUAAAACUUUCAUCAGUGAUUUUGUAACUUACGUUUGGUCAAAGUCUUUGAGUUUCAAGUUUGCUGUUGUACAAUAUGGAAAGGAUGUCAGAACUGAAUUAUCAUUGCCGGAGAAGGACAACACAGACAAUGUCUUAAAAACCAUUAAAAACAUACAACAGAUAGGGAGAACCACCGCCACAGCCUCAGCCAUCAACCAUGUAUUGGAACAUGUUUUCACCCCAGCAAAUGGAUCAGAUCAGAACGCCAAAAAAUACAUAGUUUUGAUAACUGACGGACGUAUAUUUCUGGACUCGUUGACUCUGGCAGAGGUUUUGCAAAACCCCAAAAUCACAAACAUCACCCGCUUUGCCAUUGGGGUGGGGGAAGAUGUUCUGAAUGAUACUAUUGCAGUUAAAGAGCUGAAGGAGAUUGCCUCAGACCCAGACGAGAAACACUUUUUUGAAGUCAAUAGUUAUAAGUCUUUGGGCAGCACUCUACAGUCAUUGCUGUCUGCUAUCUUCGGCCUUGAGGUUGAGAUACCGGAGAUGACGAACGAUCAAGGAACAGAGACUGCCACGAGUCAGUUGGAUACUACAGCCUUACCACCCACCGCCACAGAUGAAAAAAGGUGAAGAAGAGGAGAAGGUGAGGUGGUUCCAGGGCCUUGGCUUUCACCGUCACAGCUGACCUGAUUCUCAGUCAUGACUGCCACAUAAAAAGUUUGAUUUGUCAAACAUGAAAAGAUUGUUUAUUAUUAGCUAUCACAACAGUUACAAGGGUGCUGACACGUAUAAUUAUGACUUGUGAUUAAUUUCCUGGAACAAACAAUACUGUGAGAAAAGCUAACCCCACUUGGCACUUGUAUACCUGCUCUGUAUAUUUCCCAAAUUCUUUGUAUCUGCAAGUGCUGUAUGUAUGCUAUGAUUUCAUCCUCGAUUGUGAGUCGCUUUGUAUAAAAGUGUCUUCCAAAUGUAAUGUGAACAUUGAUAUAUAUUUAGCUAUCAGGAGCCAUUUGAAAUUGUUUGCUGUUGUAGGAGUGUUGCCUCACCCAGCCUUGAACCCAGUUGUGAUGAUGUGACCAUCACUAGGGUUGUGGGUGUGCUCUGAAUUUGGUAGCCCAGAAGGUCCGGGUUUGAGUACUGAUAGGGCAACCAUUACUAUAAAUGGUGUCAGAAGUGGGAUUGAGGCCAUGAGCCUAUUGAGGCUAGCCCAUUGUGUGUGUGUCUUGUGGUCACCCUAGUGCAGGGGUCAGGAACCUAUGGCUCUAGAGCCACAUGUGGCUCUUUUGGGAACAGUAUACGGCUCUUACUCACGUAGAGUUUACAACCGUCCCUUGAAAUACGGAAUAGUCCUUUAUUUAUAAAUAAAAGUACGGGUUCCAUAUUGAGUUGAAACCAGACAC